Messenger RNA from Otolemur garnettii (small-eared galago), 1904 nucleotides. It is a transcript of the gene IFT38, whose product is annotated as clusterin associated protein 1. The coding region runs from base 98 to 1018 and encodes 306 amino acids. Gene Ontology annotation, cellular component: intraciliary transport particle B; cilium; centrosome. NCBI's taxonomy places the organism in Eukaryota, Metazoa, Chordata, Mammalia, Primates, Galagidae. Gene Ontology annotation, biological process: cilium assembly. The record is from RefSeq and is a predicted model, not a curated record. The transcript is spliced from 9 exons.
CAAGGCACAUAUAAAACUCAAUACUAAGAAGCUUUAUCAAGCAGAUGGGUAUGCAGUGAAAGAACUAUUGAAGAUCACUUCUGUCCUUUACAAUGCUAUGAAGACUAAAGGGAUGGAGGGCUCUCAAAUAGGAGAGGAAGACAUCAGCAAAUUCAAGUUUGAUCUCGGCUCAAAGAUUGCAGAUUUGAAAGCAGCCAGGCAGCUUGCAUCUGAAAUCACCUCCAAAGGAGCAUCUCUAUAUGACUUGCUGGGCAAGGAGGUAGAGUUGAGGGAAAUGAGAACAGAAGCUAUUGGCAGACCUCUGGAAAUAAAUGAGACUGAAAAAGUGAUAAGAAUUGCAAUAAAAGAGAUUUUGACUCAGGUUCAGAAGACUAAAGACCUGCUCAAUAAUGUGGCCUCUGAUGAAGCUAAUUUAGAAGCCAAAAUUGAAAAGAGAAAAUUAGAAUUGGAAAGAAAUCGGAAGCGGCUACAGACUCUGCAGAGUGUCAGACCAGCCUUUAUGGAUGAAUAUGAGAAGAUUGAGGAAGAAUUGCAGAAGCAGUAUGACAUUUAUCUAGAGAAAUUUCGAAAUUUGACUUACCUGGAACAACAGCUCGAAGACCAUCAUAGGAUGGAACAGGAGAGAUUUGAGGAAGCUGAAAAUACUCUUCGUCUGAUGCAGAACAAGCUAAAGGAAGAAGAAAAGCGGCUGCUAAAGAGCGGAAGUAAUGAUGGCUCAGACAUAGAGAUACAGGAGGAUGAUGAAUCCGACAGUGAAUUGGAAGAGAGACGGCUGUCUAAGCCACGGACUGCCAUGGAGGUACUCAUGCAAGGGAGACCCAGCAAACGAGUUGUGGGCACAAUGCAAGGUGGAGACUCCGAUGAUGAAGAUGAUUCAGAGGACAGUGAAAUUGACAUGGAAGAUGAUGAAGAAGAUGAUGAUGAUUUAGAAGAUGAGAGCAUUGCUCUGUCACCUGCUAAGCCUAGUCGAAGGGUCCGGAAACCUGAACCCCUGGAUGAGAGUGACAAUGACUUCUGACCCUUUUGCCAAGGGACCUAUGCAGAUUAAAACCCUCAGAUUUGUAGGUAAAUGAGGACAAAGUUUAAGAAGGUAGCAUGUAUUUUGUUCAUUCAGCUGGAUGGCUCAUCAUUCAUUACUAAAGCAAUACUUAUUUCUGCUUUAGCCUCCUAUUUUUGUUUUCCACAAAGCUUAAAUAAGAACUGAAGUAAACCUCUGAUACGACUUUCUUUUGCUUAAUUUGUAUCCUAAAACUUGAGAAAUGCAUAUGUUCUUAGUGAUUUACAUCCACAAGACAAAAACUUGAGAAGAAAUCAGGGUUGACACCAUGUGGGUCUUGGCUGUUCUAUUGUGAUGUGUUUCCUCUGAGAGUGGAACAACCCUGGGGUUGGAGUGUGGCACAGGGAGUCAUUUUAGGAAUCGUAGGGAAACAUUUACUGUACAUCAGCUUUUGAUUCUAGCCUUUAUUUCAUUUUAUAGUCUUAUUUUCUUUCUUCUGUGUGUUCAUAAUACCAACUAUUAACUAUAUAUUAGUAACUAAAAUUUUCUGAAAGUUAACUAAGUUAAAUAAAAACUAGCUUUCCUCGCAAAAUCUAAGAGAAACUUUAGGUUGUGAAUAUUCCAUUUUCUCUCAAAAGACUGACAUCUGCUAGGAGUCAUCUGCCUUAGGUUGAAGAAACCUAGAUGUUUGCUUGGCUUAUACUAAGUUUGGAACCUCUACUGACCUUGGUUACCCCUUUAGAGGUUCCAGACUCUAAAGACAAUGACAGCCAGACAUGCUCCUUCCCACAGGCUGGCCUUUCUUGACCUUUGUCUUGUCUGAAGUAUGGUAAGAUAUCAGGCCCCAACACAGGACAGAAGGAAUGGGAAGGAGCCAAUUAAGAAAAAAAUGUCAGUACAUUCACAU